Messenger RNA from Zasmidium cellare ATCC 36951, 1500 nucleotides. RefSeq lists its product as uncharacterized. Lineage: Eukaryota; Fungi; Ascomycota; Dothideomycetes; Mycosphaerellales; Mycosphaerellaceae. Gene Ontology annotation, cellular component: fungal-type vacuole membrane. The transcript has 5 exons. Gene Ontology annotation, biological process: transmembrane transport. Gene Ontology annotation, molecular function: transmembrane transporter activity. Bases 1 to 1500 code for a protein of 499 amino acids. The record is from RefSeq and is a predicted model, not a curated record.
AUGGCUUCGUCAACCAUUGAGCUUCGAGACUUGCAGCCAGGCUCCAGUAGCCGGCGAGUGGCCUCUCAAGAUCGUCAAGAUGCCGCCAACGAGUUGUCCUUGCAUUAUGACUCGUCAGGACCUGGUGCUGUUGUAUCGCAUACUCUUCCUCCCGUUGAUGGCGGACGUGGAGCAUGGCUCUUCCUCUUAGGCUGCUUCAUGCUGGAUGGCAUAGUUUGGGGCUUCCCUCUGUCCUUUGGUGUGUUCCAAGUGUACUACAGCACACAUGAGCCAUUCUCGCACGGGGCCAGGCAGAGUUCUGGUAUUGCGGCCAUUGGUACGACAGCGACUGGUGUUGCCUACUUCGCAAGUCCCUUCUUUGGGAUCGCCAUGCAACGUUAUCCUCACACUCGACGACCAGCCAUGUACGUUGGACUAGUAGCUAUGGUCAUAGGCCUGGUGGGAGCGUCGUUCUGUAGCACGGUUGCUGGCCUCCUCGCAACUCAGGGUGUGCUGUACGGCAUUGGUUGUAUCCUGCUGUAUUUCCCAGCCACACUUUUUCUGGACGAAUGGUUUGUGAAGAGAAAGGCGCUGGCGUACGGCAUCUCGUGGUCUGGCACUGGUACAGCCGGUGUUGUGGUGCCGUUCAUCAUGCAGUGGCUACUGGAUUCGUAUGGGUUUCGCUCUGCCCUUCGAAUUUGGGCUGUCGUUCUUGUCAUACUCACCACUCCUUGCUUGAUCUUGGUGCAGCCUCGCCUUCCACUAUCAAUCGCCAGCGCCCUUCGCCCUCAAGACUUCACAUACAUGAAGAGAUACCCUUUCUGGGUCUAUCAAUUCGGAAAUGUUGCGCAGUCCCUGGGUGCUUUCAUACCUUUGCUCUGGAUGCCGGCCUACGCAUUGACGAUCGGCCUUCCCCAAUAUGCAGGCCCGUUGAGUGUUGCUUUCUACAAUGGAGGGGUCUCUGUAGGGGCAGUCAUUCUUGGGUUGAUCACUGACCGCUAUCAUGUCACAGUCGCAAUCUCCAUCUGCGCCAUCGGCUCCAUGGUCGCAGCAUUCGUGUUCUGGGGACUGGCGAGCUCUGCACCAAUGCUAUACUUGUUCGCCAUUAUCUGGGGCUUUUUCACCGGUGGCUUCAACACGACAUGGCCCGGCUGUGCAGCUGCAAUGCGCCGCUUGGAAAGCAACGGCAAUGUCGAUACGGGCACUCUCAUUGGACUCAUGGCAGCUGGUAAAGGUAUUGGAGGUGUUGUCGGUGGCCCUCUAUCAGAAAAGCUGCUCGAAGUUGGAUGGCAUGCACAUUCCACAUUCGCCUACGGCACGUCGUACGGCGUGCUGGUCGUCUUCUGCGGCAUCACUCUCGUCGUGGUGAUUGACGAGUGUGCAAUCUACACGCCUGAAAGAUUCAAUAUGCUCCGCGGAUCACAGAAGAUCGAUCAAUCUAUCAAAACACUUCGAUGCGACGACUUCACCCCCACCACCCUGUCUCCUGAUUCCAAUCUCUACGGCGGCAUCGAUAGAUAA